AUGACUAACUGGUUCAAUCGCACUGAAAAGUACAAGCUCUGCAAGUUUACCGUCAAGUCUGGUGGCGACGCCAAGGGUCUCAUUUACGUCCAAGCCAACAAGGUCGCCGAGUUCAAAUCGAAGAAGACAGGCGGUGAAGACUUCACACUGAUGGUUGAUGAGUCUUUCCAGUAUGGACAGGACAAGGAUCAAACCAAGCGCUUCCUUGUGUUUCACGACACGGACAACCGGCCUUACCAGCACCGUUUCGUUGAAAACACACUGACUGAGCUUGGAGACGAUGCCUUGGACUACGUGCAGAACAUGGGCUUUACAGGUGCCCACGAUAUCGGGGACUUGGCCAAGAACUUUGUGGGGGACUACUUGCACAACUUCUAA
Alternaria triticimaculans is the source of this 378-nucleotide messenger RNA. RefSeq lists its product as uncharacterized. The record is from RefSeq and is a predicted model, not a curated record. NCBI's taxonomy places the organism in Eukaryota, Fungi, Ascomycota, Dothideomycetes, Pleosporales, Pleosporaceae. The transcript has 4 exons. The coding region runs from base 1 to 378 and encodes 125 amino acids.